This is a messenger RNA of Miscanthus lutarioriparius, 714 nucleotides long. NCBI's taxonomy places the organism in Eukaryota, Viridiplantae, Streptophyta, Magnoliopsida, Poales, Poaceae. The record is from the annotation of a GenBank genome assembly.
AUGGAGGACGUGGACGUGUCGCGGCAGCUGAAGCAGAUGACGGACUUCAUCCGCCAGGAGGCCGUCGAGAAGGCCGUCGAGAUCGAGGCCGCCGCCGCCGAGGAGUUCCAAAUUGAAAAAUUGCAACUGGUGGAAGCUGAAAAGAAGAAGAUCAGAGAGGAGUAUGACCGGAAAGAGAAGCGAGUUGGCAUCAAGAAGAAAAUUGACUACUCGAUGCAGCUCAAUGCUUCCAGAAUUAAAGUUCUUCAAGCUCAGGAUGACUUGGUAACAGAUAUGUUGGAGUCAGCAAGGAAAGAUCUACUGUGCAUAAGCCGAGAUCACCAAACUUACAAGAAACUUCUCAAGAUACUUAUUGUUCAGAGUUUGCUGCGCCUGAAAGAACCAGCUGUGCUUCUCCGCUGCAGGAAGGAGGAUCUUGAACUUGUUGAUUCAGUUUUGGAGUCUGCAAGCAAUGAGUAUGCAGAUAAAACAAAUGUAUAUCCUCCUGAGAUAGUGGUAGACCGUCACAUCUAUCUGCCAUCUGCUCCCAGUCAUUAUCAGGCACCUGGUCCCUCCUGCUCUGGUGGAGUUGUGCUAGCUUCCCGAGAUGGAAAGAUUGUCUGCGAAAACACAUUGGAUGCUAGAUUGCAAGUGGUUUUUAGAAAGAAGCUGCCAGAGAACGUGGCCCAGUACUCUUUGGGGUACCCUGAUGAUGUCCAGGAGAAGCUUCGGUAG